AUGGACCUCUUCCCCGACGGGACGCACGUGCGGCUGCAGAGCCGCGAGCUCGGCACGUACCUCUACGCCGACGAGGACGGGGUCGGCGUCUCCCUGAGCCAGCGCCGCGCGUCGCUGAACGCGGCGUGGCAGGUGCACCGGAUCGUGCACGAGGGUGUCGCCUACGUCCUCCUCCACGGCGCCGCCUACGGCCGGUACCUCGCGGUCUCGCCCGACGCGGCGCCACGGCGCGGCCACCGCGGCCGACGCGUCGUCCAGAGCGACCGCGACUAUUUCGACCCGCGCGCCGUCAUGUGGAGGGUCAUCAGGGCGUGGGACGGCGGAGACCCCGACGACGUCAUCGUGCGCCACGAUUUGCACCGCAACCUCCGCGCCAACGGCAGGUACCGCCGCUGGCACACAGGCGUCACCGUCGAUGACACCUUCGCCGCGUGGAGCACGAUGAUGCGUUGGACGGUCCAGGCCAUCCCCCCGAGAGAGGCGCCGCCGGAAAUUCGACUUCCAGUUGCAACUCCGGUGAGCUCGAAGUCCCCAUUCGUCGCAUUGAUUUGGGCGGAGCAGGGUUCUUGGAACCACUAA
Molecule: messenger RNA, 579 nt
Organism: Miscanthus lutarioriparius
Lineage: Eukaryota; Viridiplantae; Streptophyta; Magnoliopsida; Poales; Poaceae
Source: the annotation of a GenBank genome assembly